UCUAAACACUGAUUGCUAUGCUUCCCACGAUUGGAUGGCCAAACUUCCUCACUUCCACUUCCAUUCGGAUCCCGAAUCACACACAUGCCACAAUAACUCUGAGGCACGGGAUUUGCCAACACUUGCGUUUUUACAAUACGAAUGAACGCAGCCAUGCUUUGCAAGCAAUGGCUGUUGAGGAGCUGAACUGCUGAUGUGUGGAUCGUCUGCUUUUUACAAACCUGAGGCUUUAAAAUGAUCUUCCUGCAGGUCAAGAUGUGUGGAUCUAUGUCUGCAAUAUCCCUGCAAGUCUUGGUGACUCUGAUGUUGCUCUCUCGACUACAAGGUAAGGUACUUGCACCAUCUCAUCUGCAGGCGAUGGCUGGGCUUCCCUUCAUGCUGGCCUGCAAUAUUACCAUGGAGACAGGGGAGGCUUUAAAACAAGUACAUUGGUUGGACAUGACAAAUAAAACUAUACUUCAUUAUCAGCCUGAUAAGUAUGAGCACGUCACCAAAGUGGAUGGAAUAGAGCUUUCACAGCAAAUAGAAGGUCAGCAAGCUCACACCAGUGUCAUCACCAUCAAAAGAGCCGGGCCAGCCAACGAAGGCUGCUACCAGUGUCUUUUUGAUGUGUACCCAAGCGGCCAGCAGAGAGGAAGGACAUGUCUUUCACUUACGGCAAAGGUGGAACUGAUGGACAAUAAAACAGUUGUGAGUGGAAAGCCUGUUACAUUUUUGUGCAAGUACAUUCUCAGUAAGCGAGUCCGGCAGGUUUUAUGGAAAAAAACAGCUGAGCAAGGGGACACUGCCACUGUUGCUUCUUAUGUCAACAAUGACAGUCCCAGCGUUGACACCGCUUUCAAAGGUCGGGUAACUCUAAAUCCAUCACUUGGGCAAUCUAAGCUCUCCAUACACCAGGCUCAGACAGAGGAUGAGGGCUGCUACACCUGCGAGUUCCACACGUAUCCAGAUGGCAUUAAGAGUGCAACAGCUUGCUUGUCUGUUUAUGUCCUACCCAAACCUGAGGCCAGUUACGUCACCGUAUCGCAGGGCAUUGUUGAGGCGAACUGCUCAGCCUUGUCACGUCCUGCAGCAGAGAUCUCUUGGAACGUGGAGGGGCAUAAUCAAACGCUGGGCCCUGCCGUGACAUCAUUUUACCAGCUAGGGGACGGCACCACAAUGGUGGUCAGUACCAUUCAACUGCAGACUGAACUACUGGAUGAUGAACUUGUGAAGUGUGAAGUUCGUCAUCAAGGCCUUGUAUCUGCCAUCUAUGUGACUCUGAAUAAACCUAGGAACGCCCAUGUCAUUCUCAUUUCAGCCAGCUGUGUGGCCCUUGUGCUGCUCAUAUGUCUGUGCAUCUGCCUGAAGAGGUGCUAACUUUACCUGCUGAUAUGCUUGACUGAAAUGAAAGGAAAUGCUGCUAUGUUCAGAUGUUCACCCUGACCAAACAACGGUGUGGGCUCUUUCUGAAUCACGGAUUAUUCUGUCAACAUUUUCUAAUAUAACUGAUAUUCAGUCUAACAGUCUAAAAACAAACAUUUAAUCACAACACUUUCAACACUAAAUGCCUUAUUUAUUAUAGACUGUAUAUUUUAGUAAAGCAUCUUUUUCUUAGCCAAGCUCUUACAAGUUAACUAAAUCGAAGCAGACUUAUCUGAAAGUUGACUUUCUGUAACCAUAGAAAAGUCAAUAACCAGACAAAAUGCUAUUGUUAGCUUUACAGAUGUUUUGAUGUGUGUAAUAACAAUAACAACGUUUUAUCAGGGGAAACAGUCUUUUAGACAUGAGCACCUUGUUGGCUUUAGGUGCCAAGUUAUUGUCUUGAUGUUUGUAUUAAAGUGAUUAAAGUAUUACAAACAUUUUCCCACUAAAGGGAAGUACUCUCAUAGCUCUGUCAUUCUAAAAUGGGGUAUUUCCAUUCCUCCUCCCCUUCACACCUUCAUGUGUUUUGUAUAAAGUUCUCUGAAAUCUUUGAAAUAAUAAAGUAAACGUGCACUAUGUUAAUCAAACUGUGUGACACUGUUGGUCACAAGACACAUUAAGUUUGCAUUGUUGCAUGAGGUAAUUCAGAGGUAGUAUUUUCAUUCACCCACUUAUUAAGGAAAUAAUAAUAAAUAAAACAAUACCUGAUCUACAGCAAAGUUCAUAACAUUAAAAAGUUUUGCAAAAUGUAGUGUAUUUGCAUGUUAUAUUUUCCUUAAAAUUAUUAGUUACGUAUCUUAACUCUUAUCUCUUUCUGAAAACAUUGGUUUGUAAAUCUAUCCCAUGAUAUGUGUUUAAUCUUUUUGUGGAUGGUGGAUUUAUCUAGAUAUCUUAUCCAUCUAAAAGUAUUUUACUGUAGCAUCAGAGCCAAGGCGUAGCUGUAGUCCACAUGUUCUUAGUAAAUAAUACUCCCAGGAAUGCAUGUUUGUGUAGGUUAUUAUUUAGAAUUUAUUAAAGAAAAAGUUUAUAACAAUCAGUGAUUCACAAAUAACAACAAUUUCUGAAGCAAUUGUGGAUUAAUAUCUUCCACAGUUUGUCAUAUUAAUACUACAAAGCAACUGGAACUGCAAUAUAUGAACUGAAUUUCUGAAGUAUUCAUGGUCAACUGAAUCACAAAAAAGGGAAAGAAAAGUCAAGUCUCAAAGGCCACAUGACAUUGCCUGAAGAUUCAAAAGCAUACAAAAAAGCAUUUUCUUUUUCUGGUGCUGCUCUGAAAUGUCACAGGUAUAGUUUCUUAGACUCGAUAUAUAACAGUGGUCAGCAGGUCUGAGUUCAGAUAGAGAUGAGGAGGAAGAAGCAGAUCACUUUGUGUUUUUAUGUACUGUGGAAUUGAAAACAGAGCAUUUAUAAAUGUAUUAUUUUAACAAAUAUAAAGAUUUACACCAAUAAAAUUAAAACAUGAUACCUGA
Ctenopharyngodon idella (grass carp) is the source of this 2873-nucleotide messenger RNA. Its product is annotated as OX-2 membrane glycoprotein-like. The coding region runs from base 235 to 1359 and encodes 374 amino acids. The record is from RefSeq and is a predicted model, not a curated record. Gene Ontology annotation, molecular function: cell-cell adhesion mediator activity. NCBI's taxonomy places the organism in Eukaryota, Metazoa, Chordata, Actinopteri, Cypriniformes, Xenocyprididae. The transcript has 8 exons.